AUGUUUCUUUCCCUCAGAAUCGUUUACUUCUCAACGUUGCGAUCGUGUCCCUCGUGGUCACCGUCGCCACUGCUGGCGGAGGUGGAUUUAGCAGUGGACAUGGAGGUGGAUUUAGCAGUGGACACGGAGGUGGAUCUGGAGGAUCCGGAGGUUACGGCGGCAGAGGAUUCGGUGGCGGUGGCUUUGGCGGAGGACACGGAGGAGGAUUUGGCGGUGGCGGAUUCGGAGGGUCUGGAGGCUACGGCGGCAGAGGAUUCGGAGGAGGUGGAUUUACCAGUGGACACGGAGGUGGAUUCGGCGGAGGACGCGGCAGUGGAUUUGGAGGAUCCGGAGGUUAUGGCAGCAGAGGAUUCGGAGGAGGAGGCCAUGGAAGCUUCGGGGGAGGCUUCAGUAGCGGUCGUGGAAGCGGCUUUGGAGGAGUCCCUGAAACGACGUAAUCUACCAUCGAUAUAUUCCCGAGAAAAAAAUGACCGCCGACGAUGCCUUCGUGUCCUGGUGAGAUACAUUUUAAUGAUCAUUGACCUCAAUGUGAAAAGAAUUAAAGAAGUGGUACCUCAUAAACCGCCUCCUCCGAAUCUCUGCCGUCACGGCCUUCGAAACCUCCUUGUCUGA
Molecule: messenger RNA, 612 nt
Organism: Penaeus monodon (black tiger shrimp)
Lineage: Eukaryota; Metazoa; Arthropoda; Malacostraca; Decapoda; Penaeidae
Source: RefSeq, a predicted model, not a curated record